This is a messenger RNA of Cryptococcus wingfieldii CBS 7118, 894 nucleotides long. RefSeq lists its product as hypothetical. Lineage: Eukaryota; Fungi; Basidiomycota; Tremellomycetes; Tremellales; Cryptococcaceae. The record is from RefSeq and is a predicted model, not a curated record. The coding region runs from base 1 to 894 and encodes 297 amino acids. The transcript has 2 exons.
AUGCCCCCCAAAGAAAUCAAGCCCGAAGAACCUGCGCCUGGCGCAUCCAAGCCUUUCAAGGCUCUCUCUGUCUUUUUCGAUGAAGACGGCAAACCUCUAAACUCUGACGAAGCUUCUGGUCGCCCUAUCCUUCGCAUUGCCAAGGAGGGCACAAUCAUCCUCGGUCCCAAUCCUCCUGCCAUCGAUUUCACUACUCAUAUUCGUGUAGACGACGGCAAACGAACCUCCUACCAAGUCCCUCCCCACAUGCUGUCCGGCCAUACCCCUACGGCGCCAGCGUCAGAUGGUCAGACCUCUAGUCAGAGUGUUGGGUUUGACGACCCCCGAGUCAUCUUGGAGACAAUCCAUCGCCACCAGGCCGAGCUCCAGUGUGCCCAGGUUGAUCCUCCCAAGCUCCCUAUGUUGUCAUCCCUUUGCACGUCCAACCUUGGCGUCGUCCGCCACCUACAUGACCUCCAGAAAUACUUCAUCAAAUACGACUCUCGUUUCCCCGACAGCACCCCGUCUGGUCCCCAGUGGUGGGUUGGUCAAGCAAACAGGGCCAUCGCCAAGGUCGACGCCUACCAUUAUUGGUCCCUGGUGACUGGCACCACAUGUGUUUCUUGGGAGGGUUGGUGUGACGAGUUCAAGAAGAAGGCCCUUUCGCCCAACUGGGAGUCUGAAACCCGCCGAGUGUUUGAAGGGCUGCAGUGCCAAGGCUUCACUUUAGCGGCGUGGACGGCGUUCGAAGAAAAGGCUGGCGAAUGCCAGAUGGUCCUCAGCGAUUGCAUUGGGCCAUCACCGAAUCCGACAUGUGUCGAAAACUCUUGUUUGGCCUCCCCUCGCAUAUCCUUACCCAUGUUGAGGAUCGCCUUGAAGACCGAGGCCUUGAGGCUUGCCUCGUACCCUUCCUGA